UUUUUUUUUUUUGAGCGAGGGGAAUAUCGUCCUAAAUCAAAGGAAUGAAGUCUGGCUCCGGAGAAGGGUCCCCGACCUCGCUGUGGGGGCUCCUGUUUCUCUCUGCGGCGCUCUCGCUCUGGCCGACGAGUGGAGAAAUCUGCGGGCCGGGCAUUGACAUCCGCAAUGAUUACCAGCAGCUUAGGCGCCUGGAGAACUGCACGGUGAUCGAGGGUUACCUGCACAUCCUGCUCAUCUCCAAGGCAGAGGACUACCGCAGCUACCGCUUCCCCAAGCUCACAGUCAUCACCGAGUACUUGCUGCUGUUCCGCGUGGCCGGCCUCGAGAGCCUUGGCGACCUCUUCCCAAACCUCACGGUCAUCCGCGGCUGGAAGCUCUUCUACAACUACGCCCUAGUCAUCUUCGAGAUGACCAACCUCAAGGAUAUUGGGCUUUAUAACCUGAGGAACAUUACUCGGGGAGCCAUCAGGAUUGAAAAAAAUGCCGACCUCUGCUACCUCUCCACCGUGGACUGGUCCCUGAUCCUGGAUGCUGUGUCCAAUAACUACAUCGUGGGCAACAAACCCCCGAAAGAGUGUGGGGACCUGUGUCCAGGGACGAUGGAGGAGAAACCGUUGUGUGAGAAGACCACCAUUAACAAUGAGUACAACUACCGCUGCUGGACCACCAACCGCUGCCAGAAAAUGGUUUUGCAUUGAAAGCACCAUGGGUAUAAGAUGAUUAUCAUUCAGUCCGCUGGGAUCACCGUGUGUAGCUGUGUCACCAACAGCAUGUGGGGACUUAGGAAGUAGGUAAGUUUAAUAUACAUCUAAUGAGAACACACUCUAGGCCUUUAUGUUUUUUGGUACUGGGGUCAUGAUGAUGACUAUGACGUGGUCCUCAGCCUUGCUGUGCUUAUAGUCAUGUGGAGCCUAGAGUCCAUGCAGGGAAGGACAAGCAUAUUCUGGAAAGAGUCCUAUCAGAUAUUUAAAAUACGAGACUGUUCAAGAUGCUCACCUACAAUCCUGAGUAUUUUAGUCCUUCAAGGUACCAUGUGGGUAUGUUGUUUUGGUGUGGAAAAUAAAGCUCGGAAGAGCGCGUGUUAAUUCCAGUUUUGUCUGAGACCCUUUGGCAUUGCACAGGUGCCCUUGCUCUGACCUUGCCUCUUUCCUGGCAUGUCUGGGGAUGGAAGCAACCUCAGGGUAUUACAGAGGAUGCCAGCCUGGCCAGUGCACUUCAGGGUGCUGGAAGCUUGAAUUAGCCUUUUCCGGGAAAUCCAGACUGGGCUGCAUUAGCUCAGGGUCUUGGGAACCUGGACCGGCUUGCUUCUUCUAAGGUAAGUCUGGGAGAGAAGUCAUAAAUCGGUGUGAGCUCUGCUGCUUCCCAAGUUCUGCCAGCUCAAGAGGCCUGCCUGGUGCCAAGGGUUUGGGCAUUGGGAGCGUUGCCUGGCCUGCCGGGCAAGAAACGUGAACCACCGCAGUGAACUGGCAGUGAAUUAACAGGCUCUUUAACUGCCAUUUUUUCCCCACUCCAUGUUUUUAUAAAGCCGCUGAGUAGACACCAGAUUAUAAGUCCUGUGCAAAUAGUCUUAGCGUCUCUGGAUUCAACCCCAGAGAAGACUGGUUUGGGUUUUGAGGAAUACUUAAAGAAAACGUUUGUCAGUUAUGGUUUCCAAUGUAAAGUACCUCACAAGGGCUCCGCAGUGAGGCCGAGGAGGCCCUGCAAGGACUCAGCUGCUUUGGAAGCAAGUGGUUCCAGUGGGUUUCCCACCCUCCAUCCUAGUUGCUAAAAUUAUGUUUUAUUUUGUUAAUGAAAUGAAAACCCCCCUUCUCCCUUGGGGUCCAGGUGGGAAAAGGACAGGUACACACAGGAGCAGCCACAGUCUCAGCAUGAGUUCAGUAUGGGUGCUCCAUAUUGAGGGAUAGCAGCAUGACCCCAAGAGAUCCUCACUGUGGGGAAUUUUGGUUGAGCUGAGUGAAGGUAGAUCAUGAUGACAGCAAUGCUGAGUCUUUUUUUAUUUUUAUUUUUUGGUUUCAGUAAAAGCUGCUACACCCCCCCACCCCCAGUCUUGGGAAAUGCGGCCCAGGAUAUCCAACCUUAUGGUGAACGGCAGGGGGGUAGGGGUAUUUUUUUCUCUGCAUCCCUAAGGAAUCUGACUGGUACCUGAUCUCUGCUUUCAGGGGGUGAGUGGUUGGGUUGGUGGUUUGUUUAAUGUGUGCAUUAUAUAAACCUUGUGCUGGAACUUGGCUGUUCUCCCAGUCACCAUGCCUAGUAAAGCUAGUACUUCGAUAUUUCAGUUCUCCACACCACCCCCUCACCCCCACCGAUGUUUUAAAGCCCUGCUAUUUCAAGGUGAAAAGUCAACAUUUUAAUUUUAGUAUCUUUGGAUAAAUUUAUUUAGACUUAAUUUUGGGAAAAGCAGGACUCAUUGAACAUGUAUAUAUGUAUAUGGCCGUGCCUUUAUACCCCAUAUAUGUUGUUUUGUUGUGUGCCAUCAAGUUGAUUCCAACUCAUGGCAACCCCAUGUGACAGAGUAGAACUGCCCCAUAGGGCUUCCAGGCUGUAAUCUUUACGGUAGCAGAUUUACCAGUUCUUUUCUCCCACUGAGCAGCAGCUGGUGGGUUUGAACUGCUGAUCUUUCAACCUGUUGGUUAGCAGCAGAGCACGUAACCAUUGUGGUACCAGGGCUUCUACCCUACGUAUAGGUGACCUUAAUGAGCAACUCUCAUGUAGUAUCAAAGGCUCUAAAUUAUUUUGUUCAGUGUUUUCAAGGUUAACAAGGUAUGGUCCACUCUGCCAGAUCUAGCCUCUCACUUGUUUUCGUAAAUAAAGUUUUAUUGGAACACAAGCACUCAUUUUUUUUAUGUUGCCUGCUUUCACGCUGCAAUGGCUGAGUCGAGUAUUUGUGACAGACAUCCUUUAGCUUGCAAACCUUUUUACAGAAAAAGUUUGCCAACCACUGGUGUAAUUGGCAGAGGGCUGACUAGCUUCAACUUGAACACCUUCAUGGUAAGACUUUCAUCAUCAUAUGAAGGAACUCAUUCCAUUUUUAGGUAAACUUAGAGAGUUAGAAAAUUCUGCUUUUUAGAAAUAAACAAAACCCUACUUCCCUAUAACAUGUAUAUGUUGGUUCCGUUUGUAUCCCAUGAACCAUGAAAAUAAGUCAGAUACCAAGAUAAUUGCCCUUUUGAAUAGUUGAAGACAUCUAUUCUGUACCCUCUGAAUAGUUCCUUCUUCAGAGUAAACAUUUCCAGUUCUUUUACCCAUCGUUAUUUCAGAGUUUUUAAUUUCUACUCGAAAAAUUCUAGUUUAAUGAACCUCUGAACCAUGUCACUGAAAAUUUAAAAGUCAGUUGGAUGUAACCAGUAGAAAUUAGACCAUGACUGUUUACUGCCUUUACUUUGGAUGCCAUGGUUCUAGGGAUGAAUGGAAGAUUACUGGUAUAUCAUCUUCCUUGGAGUCCUCUUGCAUUGCUGACUAGUAGACAUUAGCCUACAGAGCUCCUUGAACUCUCUAACCCUUUCAGCUGUGAGCCAUGUUGCAACUAUACUAUGUUUGCAUUGUUACUGUUUCACAGCUUUUCAAAGCUUUGUUAUGUAAGAUUUGGGUCAUCUUUCCAAAUUUAAUCUUUUCAUAUAUUUUGUUAUGUUAACUAAUUUACUCUUGCUCCCAACUUCAUCUUUGAAUUUGAUGUCUGGGUCCCUGUUUGAGGCAUUGUCUUUGGGCUUACCACUGGAUAAUUCUACAUUGACUUGGCCCUAAGUAAGCUGCCUUCACAAUUGUCAUGAAAUGUACUUUUGUUGACAGAAGACUAACGUUCCACUAUCUUAAAUCCAGAGAUGCAUUUACUUAGGUUGUUCCAAUCUUCAGCUGAAAACGGUGAUUUAAAUGGCUUUUCCAUAUGAUUGUGGAUUGCUCGCCACACUGUAGCCUGUUGAGAAAUCAGGAUUACAGUUUAAAAUAUAUUUUGGUUAAGUUACUCUUACUGGCUUAUAGACAGUCAAGAAGUCAAACUACAUAUUGCAUUGAGAAAGUCUACUGCAGGAGACCUCUUUAAAGUAUUAAA
Messenger RNA from Trichechus manatus latirostris (Florida manatee), 4045 nucleotides. RefSeq names its product insulin-like growth factor 1 receptor. Bases 45 to 698 code for a protein of 217 amino acids. The record is from RefSeq and is a predicted model, not a curated record. Lineage: Eukaryota; Metazoa; Chordata; Mammalia; Sirenia; Trichechidae. The transcript has 3 exons.